CUAUUUUUCAGUCUUCAAAGCUGUUGUCYGUGAUUCGUACGCUUUCUAAAAGUGGGGACAUAAAACAGCGACARACUGAAAGAGAGAGGCUGCAGUAUGAGUUUAUGGAACGCGAUGCAGAGCUGAAUAAGCUUGUUGAAGAGCAACAAGAACACCUUAAGUCUACAAUACAGACUUUUACUGGCAUAGCAUCAMGAAUUGAAGCUUCUCGUGCAAAAGUAAAGAAUCUAAAAGAUAGUCUUUUAUCAUGUAAAACACUGCUGAGAUGCAAGCGGGAUGACCUAAAAAAAUAUUGGAUGGAAGGAAUGGAAUAUAAUGAAGUACUGAACUUACUGGAUAGAAUUGAUCAGGUAAAGAAUGUACCAGAACAGAUUGAAGAGUAUAAAAGACAGAAAUACUAUCUCCAUGCUACAGAACUACUUGUCUCUACAGUAUCUCUCCUUGAAGGCAGUUUAUCAGGAGUUGAAGCUUUACGCCACGUGAGGCUGGACUUACAAGCCAAGAAACAGGUAUUUCAUGAGGUGUUGAUAGAGGAGCUUCAUAAGCAUCUUUACAUCAAGUCUUGUAAGCCACGGGAAAGACCGAGGCUAUUGUCUGGUAGCAAUGACAAUAACAUUCCAAAAAAGCCAAAGCAUCUCAAAGUUUCAGACAACCUUCCAAGCAUCCAAGACCCAGGGGGAAACUUUCAAAAGACACAUGCACGGUCAGCUUCAAGAUCUCUAAUGCUUGAGAAUGGAAACUCUACAAGCACUAUUCCUAAUCAAGAAAGAGAGAAUUUUCAACAUGUAGAAGACUUGAAUGUAGAUCCAGAAGAAGAUAGUGAUUGCUUUAUGACAUUACUGGUUGAAUCUUUGGCCCUUUUAGGAAGAAUACCUGAAGCCAUUGAUACYAUCAAGAAAAGAAUGAAAAUUGAGAUGUCACUUAUAGUACACAGAGCAACUUCUCAAGUAAUUGAAAGAGCUGGCAAAGAAGGAGAAUCCAUUGCACAACAGAAUCAGCCUCAUCUUCUGCUAGAAUUAGUUGAAGUUAUAUUUGACAAGUUCCGUGGUGUUGCCUUAAUGACAUCAAUGCUGCUAUCAACAAUACAUAGACUUAUUGAGAAAGGUACAGACAGGCAUGAUAAUGAUCUAGGUCAAACCAUGGUGUACAAAAUUGAUGUGGUUUGGUAUGAAAUACAGUUUGCACUUCAAGUUCUUCUAAAUGACUAUCUUGAUGUUCAAAGUCUUGUUGCAUCACAACAGUCUUCUGCGUCCUUCUCCGAGUCUGACAGUGAUAUUUCUUCUUUUUUUGCACCAAGACGAAGAGGGGCUUCAAAAACUGAACCCAAGAAACAUUUGUUCAGGUUUGAAGGCUCAAAAUCAGCCAUUAGCAUGAAUUUGUACCUUCGUGAAAGACGAAAACAGUGCAUGGCUGGAACUGGGACAUCAGCUUUAGAUGAUGGAUAUGGAGAACAGCUUUACAACACCAAACCAGACUUGCUUUGCCGACCAGACCCUAGAAAUAUAACAGUUGUGUUCUGUCCUGUCAUGGAUUUCGUGAAGGAAGUUGAGAAUGCUAUUAGCAUGCAAAAAGGGAUGAGGUGCACGUUGUAUGGUUUUAUUACUGACUAUGUUAAAGAGAUCUUUGUGGACAAAAUCAAGUUUGAAAUUACAGAAAAAUUAGAAACAGUGUCAUAUUCUGUUUCAAAAGGAUUGGAUGCUUUCAAGCAUGUUGCUGAUGCCAAUACAUUAAAGACUUUGGGUGCAUCAAGACCUCUACUACAGAAUACUAUUACUGCAUAUCAGUUAAUGCAAGACCUAAAGAACCUGAUGCACAGCCUGCCUCUGUAUUCAGAUCAGUUUCUAGACAUGAUUUGUAAGACACUAGUGAAUUAUAAAGAAAACUGUCACUUGGCUUAUAAAGAUUUGCUGAGAUAUACAGGAGACCGAGAUAAGCCAACAAGGAUCAUCAGUGGAACGUGGGCUAAGGAUGAAGAUAUCAGUAGGCUGUUAAGAUCACUUCCAAACUGGACCAAUCUUCAGCAACAACACCACAGACAAAGAAAGGAAGAAGAAGAAGACUUAGAGGCCAUCAAAAUCAGAAAUGCAAGGGAGUCUGAAUUACUGACCAGUAAUCUUGGAGAGCACAUGUUGUCCAAGCACGAGGUUCUUCUUGAUGUUAGCGACUUGAAAACCUUAGCAAAUCUACAAGAAAGCAUGGAAUGGUUAGCAAACCAUAUUCGUGUGUUUAGUACUGGAUUGUCAGCCCAGUCCACCUCAAUCAGUGUUGGAACAAGUGACAUACAGGAGAGAAUCAAAGCUUUAAAUCCGAACCAAAAAGAGGUUUACUGCGGCAAUGGCUUUAUAUUCAUGCAGGGUAAAAACUGGCGAGAAAUCCCACCAGUAACAGACGAUACGCUAAAAUCAUUACAAAGUCUGUCCCAAGACUUCCAGAGACUUUCUGAGACGUGUCUUCUUGUUCUUCACCUUGAAAUACGAUGUCAUUGCUUCUUUUACUUGAUGCCAGCCAUAAGACAGCCAAGCUAUUUUUGUAACAUGGACGCUGUUGAUCCUGAUCCAUCGGUGUUAUUACUUAACAAAGAUCUCACUUCACUAGAGGAGAUGGCUAACGCUUGUCUUGCACCACACAAAUUCAGGUAUUUGUUUGAGGGUCUUGGUCAUCUCGUGUCUUCAAUUCUCAUCUCGAAUCUUUCUUUCAUYAAGAAAAUGAACCAAAACGGCAUAAAGAAAAUGUGCCGUAAUAUUUUUGUCCUUCAGCAAAACCUGACAAACAUCACAAUGUCCAGAGAAGGUGACCUGGACAAGGCGCGACAGUAUUAUGAACUUCUGUAUCUAAAUCAAGAUGACAUACUAACUGUGAUAUUAGAACAAGGAGCAAAGUACAAUGAGAUUGAGUACAACAAUAUCCUACAACUACAGGCYAGAAGUAUGACAGUACGUGACAAUGAAGCUAUACAACAUAGACUAAAACGACUGAAAGAAAUCCUCAAAGACCAAGCAGUAGAUAUGAAAUAGCUAAGUAGUUAUACAUUAGAGAAAGACCAAUUUUGAUAUGAAUUAUUUUCAUUUGUUGAUAUCUGCCCUGCUCUACAUGUUUCACAAGAGUCACGGGCUUCCUGUAUUUUUCUGGUCAAUUUGACCAUCACUAGGACCAUAUGACAAAGGAAACCCAAACGAGAAUAAGAGUUUCCUAAGGUGGAAGAGGGAAAAGGCUAGUGGAAAAGCUGACUGUUUUCAGGGUUUAYGACACACACAAAAAAGUCAAUGAAUGCUGUUGUCAAUUGUACAAUUUACCAGCAAUUUAGCAUGUCUCUGACUGCCUUAUUCAUCCUGUAACAAGGGUUUUUGUGUAACUGAAAAAUAUUAUUGACAACUAUAAUCAGGUGAUAUUGUUGCAAAAAUACACAAAUAUUAAGAAAUUAAAACCACUGAGAGUAAAAUUUUACAGGACGUGAUUGRAAUUCAAGAUAAUGUAGAUCAUUUUAAAUAGAAUGGGCAAGUGAAAUAAUUAUAGUGUAUAAAGUAGAUUUUGACCUACAUGUAAAAUAUACCUACAGUAAUAGACCUAAAUAUACUUUUUGAAAAAAUCAUUGAAGGAUCUCAAACCUAUGAUAUGAUCAAAGCCAACUCUSAAUGGGAGUUUGGURCUCAYUAUACCAUUUCUUGUGGAGAAGUCAUUUAUUCAGUACAGCACUGUUAUACUGUCAGUACUUGUAAUAAUUAAUUGCUCUCAUAUGCAACCUUUCAAUCUWAGCUUGAUGAUGUAAUCUUUUGGGACCUGACUAUCUUUUCUUCAAAUAUGUGUAUAAACAAAUGAAAUGAAAUGAAAGGAAUCAAAUUACAAUGUUAAUUCUAA
Molecule: messenger RNA, 3855 nt
Organism: Exaiptasia diaphana
Lineage: Eukaryota; Metazoa; Cnidaria; Anthozoa; Actiniaria; Aiptasiidae
Product: exocyst complex component 4
Exons: 35
Coding region: 105-3014 (969 amino acids)
Biological process (GO): Golgi to plasma membrane transport; exocytosis; chemical synaptic transmission
Cellular component (GO): exocyst; growth cone membrane; synapse
Source: RefSeq, a predicted model, not a curated record